Molecule: messenger RNA, 1515 nt
Organism: Ictalurus furcatus (blue catfish)
Lineage: Eukaryota; Metazoa; Chordata; Actinopteri; Siluriformes; Ictaluridae
Product: SH3 and cysteine-rich domain-containing protein 3-like
Exons: 12
Coding region: 1-1011 (336 amino acids)
Biological process (GO): positive regulation of protein localization to plasma membrane; skeletal muscle contraction; positive regulation of voltage-gated calcium channel activity
Cellular component (GO): extrinsic component of cytoplasmic side of plasma membrane
Molecular function (GO): protein binding
Source: RefSeq, a predicted model, not a curated record
AUGUCCCACUUUGACCAAUUGGAUGACAAGGAUUCCCUGGACCUCCAUGACAAUCCUGCUGUUCCUGACAACAUAGUGAAGGAGGAUAACACCACAGUCUAUUUUAUCUAUGAUGAAGAGGUAGAGGAAGAAGAGAAAGAGAAGCCUCGCCCUCCUGAACCAGUUAAACCCAUCAAUGAUAAACCACACAAGUUUAAAGAUCACUAUUGCAAGAAGCUCAAAUUCUGUGACGUGUGCGCACGCAUGAUUGUUCUUAACAAUAAAUUUGCACUGAGGUGUAAAAACUGCAAGACCAAUGUUCAUCAUCAGUGUCGGAGCUACGUCGAGUUCCAGCAGUGCUUUGGGAAAAUUCCUCCAGGUUUUAGUCGGGCCUACAGCUCUCCUCUCUACAGCAGUCAGCAGAAUGCCACGGUUAAAGAGCUGCUUCCAUUCUCACAGUCUAACCGCACUGACCCCGUCUUUGAGACGCUGCAUAUUGGCGUUAUAAUGGCCAAUAAGGAACGGAAGAAAAGAUCAGAAGAUCAGAAGAAAAAUAUGAUGAUCAUGGAAGAAGAGGAAUCCCAACCUAAAGCCGAGGAAGGGGAAGGAGAGCGCUGGAGCCAAGAGAUGGAAAAGAAGGAGAAAACCACGGAUGAUAAGGUGAAGCCCAUCUUCUCUCAGUCACACUACUACUUGGCCCUGUAUCGUUUUAAAGCCAUUGAGAAAGAUGACUUGGACCUGCAUCCUGGGGAUCAUGUCACAGUGACAGAUGAUUCCAAUGAGGAAUGGUGGAGAGGUAGAAAUGGAGAGAAAUCUGGAUUCUUCCCGGCAAACUACAUCAUCCGUGUGCGUGCAGGGGAGAGUGCCUACAAGGUGACACGGUCCUUUGUGGGGAAUCGCGAGAUGGGCCAAAUCACGCUGAAAAAAGACCAGAUUGUGGUGAAGAAAGGAGAGGAGGUGAAUGGCUAUAUGAAGGUCAGCACUGGGCGCAAGCUUGGCUUCUUCCCUGCAGACAUUCUUCAGGAGAUCUGAGAGUGUGUGUAUGUGUGUAUAUGAGAAAGAGAGACGGUGUACCUGUAUCUGCUUCUCUCAAUGAUUAGCAUAAUUAUCUUCAGUGACAGGCUGCAUGUGUGCUUACUUUGGGAUUUGGCUAACAUGGGUUUAAAAGCAAUAAAGGGUUGAUUAAGCUUCAUUUGAUCAGUUUUAUGCAAUUAGUCAUGUCUUGUUAUUUGGUCAGCAAAUUUAUAAACAGGUAAACACAGUAAAGUGUGUGUGUAUGUGUAGAGGGGACAGGAAAUGCAGUGGUCAGUGUAAAAGAACACAAAGUGCUGUGGUGGUUUUUGUCAAAAUUGGCUUAUUACAGUACUUGAUGACACAAUGUAGCACUUCUGCCUCAUAACUCCAUGGUCACUGAUUUGAUCCUGAUCUUGGUUUACUUUCUGUGCGCAUGUUCUUCCUUCCACUGUCCAAAACCUGAGUUUUAUUUCACUGAGUUUUAUUUAAUGUAAUUGGAUGUAAAAUUUGGGGAUUAAGAGA